Molecule: messenger RNA, 931 nt
Organism: Capsicum annuum
Lineage: Eukaryota; Viridiplantae; Streptophyta; Magnoliopsida; Solanales; Solanaceae
Product: FCS-Like Zinc finger 1
Exons: 2
Coding region: 196-612 (138 amino acids)
Source: RefSeq, a predicted model, not a curated record
AUUGUUGGGCAAUAGAAUUAGAUUCCACUUGCAACAAAUUCAGAAACAUCAUUGUUUACACUUUUACACUUCUCUCCAAAAAAAAAAAAAAGGAAAUAUUUUCACCAAACUUUCUUUAUAAACCACCUCUCUUCCAAAUACCAUGUCUCCAAACAUUUUCCCACUCUCCGCACAAACAAACCAAACAAGAAAAAAAUGGACAAUGUAACAAGAAGAGAGCCUCUUUAUUAUACUGCUUUACAAAAGAAGAGCAGCCUGAGAAAUCUUUCUUCCAUUUCCUCUUCAUCUUCUUCAAUGUCAUCUCCAAGAUUUUCUGGUGGUAGAAAGUACAACGAUAGUACUAGGUUUGAAGAACAACAACCUCAUUUCUUGGAAGCCUGUUUUCGUUGCAACAAACCACUUGGUUUUAACAGAGACAUUUUCAUGUACAGAGGGGAUACCCCAUUCUGUAGUGAAGAAUGCAGGCAAGAACAAAUAGAUAUGGAUGAAGCCAAGGAGAAACAAUUCAAUCUUUCAGCAUCCAAGGCCUUGAGAGAGAAGGACCAAACAAAGUCCAGUAGUACCUCUCCCAAAAAUUACCAUUAUCCUAGAGGCACAGUUGCUGCUGCUUGAGUGAAUAAAGUCAAAAAUAAUAUACUUGCUACUACUAAAACCUCAUUAAAGAGAAUGAGGUGAAGUAGUCUUUCCUUUUUUUAAAAAAAUAAAUAAAUCUAAAUCUUAAUUAAUAGUAUAUGUUAAAUACUUUAGUAAAAUGAUAUGUAAAUGAUAAUAUGGAAGGGAAGGGUGUUGUUGCUGGUUUUGCUCUAUCCUUUCAGUAUGGCUCUUUUUUUUGGUGAGCUGCUCAAGUUUGUUUGUUUGUAUUUUUUUUUUUGUUUUUCUGUUCACUAAUGAAGUGAGAAGUAACAAUGGACUCUUACUAUUCACAACAUCA